AGCUAUCAUCCGUCAGUUGAAUGGAAGCUUCACAAUUCUUAUAAAAUGACUAUGAGCUGGGGAGCCAAAGUUGCAAUUUACUCCAACUCCUUUAACAAAAAUUUACAUAUCAAUCCCAGAAAACAAAGGCAGCAGUAGCAAGAAUCUGCGCCAUGGCUCGAAAUGGAGGUGAAGAGGAAGACAGUGAUAUAAAAAAACACAAAGAUAUCAUUUUGAAAGCACUGGAAGAUCUUGUUACUGUGAACUCACUCUUCACAAUGGCUGUGUUCGUAGGCAUAUCAAUGGCAUCUCCUAACAACAAUACUUUUGAAACCCGACCCGAAUGCCAAUCAGAUACAAAAAAGGAGAAAAGUGUGAUCGUUUUCGAAAUUAUAUCAUUUGGUUGCUUUAUCUUUUCAAGCAUGCUGGCCAAAUCACUGGGGAUUUAUCUCAACAUGUUUUACUCCGGUAAGGUGAACGGUUCGUUGCUGAAGCCAAUCAGGGGCUUGGUAUUCUUGGUAUCGUUACUGGCAACGAUUGCUGGGGUCGCUUUAUUGACAUGGUCAGUGAUUUAUGUUGUGGAGAUUAAGGUAGGGAACCUUUCUUGUGAGACCGAGGAGGCUCUGUUUGCAGUAGUGUCGCUAGUUGUGCUUGUGGGUGUUGCUCUCUUAUCUUACUUAUUCUCAAUGGCAUUUGCUAUCUUGCACUGUAUGGUAUUCUAGACACAGAGAUGGCGGUAGAAGUCUUGAAAAUCAAUAAAUUGUACGAUUUAUUUUCACC
Molecule: messenger RNA, 759 nt
Organism: Manihot esculenta (cassava)
Lineage: Eukaryota; Viridiplantae; Streptophyta; Magnoliopsida; Malpighiales; Euphorbiaceae
Exons: 2
Coding region: 153-701 (182 amino acids)
Source: RefSeq, a predicted model, not a curated record